Molecule: messenger RNA, 1437 nt
Organism: Peronospora belbahrii
Lineage: Eukaryota; Oomycota; Peronosporomycetes; Peronosporales; Peronosporaceae
Source: the annotation of a GenBank genome assembly
AUGGCUACGUCAUCACUGUCUUCUUCCAUGACAGAGGAAUCAGAUCCUGGAUCUGAUUCUGUCGACAAUGUAAAGAUUGAUUUAGGUACUGUUGGAGCUGAAGAUGCCAAAGUGUUGACAAUUGCCGAUGUAUUGAACACUCGAGAGCUCAAAGUGACUAGUAAGAAGACGUUAAUUGACUUUGAGGGAUGGGAAAGUAUUGCUGGCACGGAAACGGUACACGAUGCAGUAUUGACCAUGACACAACGUAAUAUUGGGUCACUUAUUGUGACCGAGGCGAAAGAAGGGAUUGUUGGCAUUGUGACUGAACGAGAUAUUAUCAAAAAGAUCUCACCACGUAAAAUUCUACGUGAGGAGAAGUUUGUACGUGAUAUUAUGUCGUCUCACAUUAUGUGCAUCCAUCCCAGUACUACUGUGAUUGAUGCAUUAGCAACCAUGACGAAGGAAAAUAUUCGACAUUUGGCGGUAGUGAGCGGUGACAUGACGAGUGCUGUGAAGCGAGGAGCGGUACAGGAGGAGGAUAUGCGUUGUGUGCUGUCAAUCACGGAUAUUGUUCGCGCGUAUGCGGAGUUUGAGGCUUCAAAGAAUAUUAUGAUGAAACUACACGACGGUAGUACAGCCAAGAAUGAGGCAGGGAAAGAUAAAAACGCGAAGAAUAAUGAAACCAUGACAUCAGCGACUGAGACUGCCGAGACGGACACAAAGAAAAACGCAGCCGAUGGUUCGGCGGCAACGUCUACGACGUCAACGACUCCAAUCGUGACUGCAGCAACGCUACUAAAGAAAAAGCACAAGAGAGUUAGGCUGAUCCUUAACACACGACCUGAAGAUAAUGUCACCGUGGCAGAAGCAGUGGAGGAAAUGGCCAAACGUGAUUUUGGUGCCGUUCUUGUAGUGGACAAAGAGCAGCGCGUGCUCGGAAUUUUCACAGAGCGUGACUACAUCCGCAAGGUGCUUUUCGAGCUGAAAGAUCCAACCAAGCUUCUUGUGACGGAUGUGAUGUCAUCCGUGGCUUCGGUUAUUCAGGUUGAAGACUCGCUGGAGAAGUGCUGGGAUUUGGCAGCCACUUCCAAUUGUUGCCACUUUCCUGUGAUAGGUGUGCGCCAGGAUCGCGAGAAGGAACUUGCUGGUAUUUUAUCUAUUAAGGACAUUGUGCGCGAGAUUUCGAAGCACCAUCACGCCACGCCUGGUUUCCGUCUUAUGGAGUUUUUAAAAUCCAAGAUGGAGACUAAGCGUGUGGAGCCUAAGCCCGAUCAAAAGGUAGAGUCUGUACCAGAGCCCAAGGUUGAAGCAUUAACCAAAGCAAAGCCAAAGGUGUCCUUCACUCCGACAGGAGCAAAGGAUUCCGAGGUUGCCCCAUCUGCAGAUGUGGGAGCCUCACGGCUAGAUCUUAGCGCUGAAGUGGAGUCGAAGACGGCUACACCUGGUAAGGCUUAG